Dicrocoelium dendriticum is the source of this 742-nucleotide messenger RNA. The record is from the annotation of a GenBank genome assembly. Lineage: Eukaryota; Metazoa; Platyhelminthes; Trematoda; Plagiorchiida; Dicrocoeliidae.
AUGAGCACUUCUGUGCAGAAGAGAAGAAAGAAGCUGACGAAGUACAUGCAUCACAAGGUGACUCUAGACCUUAUUCAAAUCGCUUUCUCGCAUCCCGGUUUGGAUGAUUCCUCUGUUUUAGAAGCUCUCAACCUCAUCGAUCCAGCUGUCACGGAUUCGUACCCCGACGGCCUUCACUUAACUGAGUCGGGGGUCGAUACUUCUUUGUUCUGUCCACCAUGUUACCCCGCAUCAUCCGAUGAGUUAGUUCUACCUGCCGAAUUGGUGAACGUUUCACAGAGCGAAUCGGAUUAUCGUCCUGAUGAGGUUAAUGAGCCCAUCUUCCCAAAUGUAACUGACAGCAUCGCCAUGAGCCGUCCACCAUUUGGUGUUGGUUACGAAGAGGUGGAAGGGGUUCCACACGCUUGUGACGGCCCGGUGACUGAGUCAACACCCGACUUUUAGCGGACACACUUCCCAAAUCCACACCAUUCUUCUUAGAACGAGAGAAUGCUGGAGGUGCUGCACUGUCGGAUCAGUUCGCUCACGCAAUUCCCGUCUCACCAGUUCAGUCGAUCGAAGGUGAAUCUUUCUAUCCCUUGGAUCCACAAGCUGACUCUCUUGCCACUUUUCGGCGUUAUGAGCAUUUUUGCGCAGAGGCACCCUUAAAUGGUGUUAUCGAAGGGGACUGUGCGAAAUCUGUUCAGUCGCUUGAUGAGGGGAGUACUCAUUUCCAGAUGCGGCCAGGAGCUAACCUUCCAGA